Ophidiomyces ophidiicola is the source of this 2058-nucleotide messenger RNA. RefSeq lists its product as uncharacterized. NCBI's taxonomy places the organism in Eukaryota, Fungi, Ascomycota, Eurotiomycetes, Onygenales, Onygenaceae. Bases 1 to 2058 code for a protein of 685 amino acids. The transcript has a single exon. The record is from RefSeq and is a predicted model, not a curated record.
AUGGCAGCCAUUGACGAUAUCCAGGUCGGUGAUCUUGUGAACGUGCCUGGCGGCAUGUAUGGAACUGUCAAAUUUCUUGGGCCUGUGGACGGGAAGCCUGGGCGGUUUGCCGGAGUGGAACUAGCCCACGAACAUGCGGGUCGGGGCAAAAACAACGGCGAUGUCGAAGGCCGAUCUUAUUUCAAUACCUCCGUCCCCGGCUCCGGCAUUUUUGUGCCUGUGAAUGGAAAAUUCGUGACGAGACGAAUGCCUGGAAGCCCCCAAACGCCGGCGAAGCCCUCUGCCACCAAUUUCAGCAGGUCCGUCGGCCCGGGAGUCGCGAACCCUACAGCACCGUUAAACAGGCAAAAGUUUAGGCGGCCUUCCUUUCCCCGUUCUGAGUCCCCUAGGGGCGCAGUAGCUGCCUCGCCGCCAAAAGUCAGCCUCAGUGGAUUACGUACACCCUCAGGCUUUUCGAAAGUUGGUUCGGGAAAUGGAGCACCGCGAACUCCCCAUAGAGCGGGAAGGUCCUGUAGCCGACCUCCCUCAAGAAUUAGUGUUGAAAGCAAUACCCCUUCAAUAGCGAGAAGAAGUGAUUUUGCGCGAACCCCAGCAUUUGAGGACCUAGAGACGACAGAUAGGGUAAAACACCUAGAGCAGCAACUACGAGAUCGUGAUAGGCAACUGGAAGAUCAAGCUACGACCCUAGCAGAGUUUCAGAAGAGCAUUACUGAAUUAGAAGGGCUGGAUGCGUUACAAGUUCGGGCGCAGCUCCGGGAGAAGAAUGAUAAGAUUGCGGCGCUCACUGCCGAAUUUGAUAACCAUCGCGCUGAUUUUAGAAGCACGCUAGACACUCUCGAGGUCGCUGCUUCAGAAACCGAGAGAGUGUACGAAAAAAGGAUUGAGGAAUUAAUGCAGGCUAAUCGUGAACUACAAUCUCGCGAAGAGGAGGUUGAAGCCGUGGCCACACAGCUCAAGCAACUGGAAGAACUCGUUUCUGAACUGGAAGAAGGUCUAGGAGAUGCUCAUAGAGGCGAGGCGGAGGCCAGAGGUGAGGUAGAAUUUCUCCGGGGUGAAGUCGAAAGAACUAGGCUUGAGUUAAAGCAGGAAAAAGAACGAUCUACAGCCACCUUGAAAGAAACAAAUACAUCCCCGGACGCAUCCCAUCGACCGCUAUCAAGGGAGAUCGACCAAAAGGAUGAUGAGAUCCGCGGCUUAAAAGCAAUAAUCCACUCUUUGAGCCGGGGCGAUCCUCCUGGUCACAGUUUACCACAGCAAAAUGGUAUGCCACACGGCUACGACGUGGAACGUACUGUGAAGCUUGAACGACGCAUCCAGGAGCUUGAGGCGAACUCCGAACGCAAGUCAUAUCGUAUCGAAGAGCUGGAACAUGAGCUGGAAAACCUUCAGCUGACCAACGGGCAAACAAACCGCAAUCGAAGCGGAACCAUUACAACUAGCCCACUGAAAAUCCAGAAGAGCCCGGGUAGCGGCGGAAACGGCGGUCCAAUUCCAGUAAAUCAUACUCAUACGCUCUCCGAUAGAACCGUUGUCCCCAACGAUUGGCGCGACCCUCCGGCCAACAACGGGAACUCGUUUUUUUCACCGAGACAUGUGCAAGAUUCCCGUCAACUACACGCCAUGCAGGAGUCCGAUAAUCUCUCUUCCAGCACAGACGAGGAAGGUGCAGGCUGGUGCGAGAUAUGCGAAACUAGUGGUCAUGAUAUACUUACAUGUACCAAUAUGUUCAGUUCAGGAGACCCAGUGAUAAAAAGCAGGCGUACAAUGAAUCUGCCAAACCAUUCUGCUGACAAUCGACCCGGCAGCAGUACUGGCGCCUGUCCAAGAUCCCAAAUAGGAAGCCUUAGUACUAGUAAUCCGCACAAGGAUAGCAGCAGCCCAAGUUCCCAGCGAGCAGGGAGGGACGUUGUUCUUGAAGGCCUAAAAGCCAUAGGAAAUUUAUCCUCAUCCAUGGCUCCUAUUGCGGGAAAAUCCUCAGGAGUCAUUGAUGAAACGAAAUGGUGUGCACUGUGUGAACGAGAUGGUCAUGAAAGCAUUGAUUGCCCAUUUGAUGAAUAA